CAUUUUUCAGAUUCGGAUAUUUUUUUUUACAUAGACAAUGCCAGAUCAUUUAGGAGCAGACCAGAGAAAAACUAAAGAUGACAAAGAGGACGAAAAGCCCAUACAAGCUUUGGAUGAAGGGGAUAUUGCCUUACUGAAAACAUAUGGAGUAGGGCAGUAUAGUAAAGCCAUAAAAAGUGUGGAGGAAGAUAUUCAAAAUGGGGUCAAAAAGGUCAAUGAAUUAGCAGGAAUCAAGGAGUCAGAUACAGGACUAGCCCCUCCUGCUCUUUGGGAUUUAGCUGCAGACAAACAGACACUUCAAAGUGAACAGCCAUUACAAGUAGCCAGGUGUACAAAAAUCAUAAAUGCAGACUCAGAUGACCCCAAAUAUAUCAUAAAUGUUAAGCAGUUUGCCAAGUUUGUGGUGGAUCUAGGGGACCAGGUGGCACCUACUGACAUAGAGGAAGGAAUGAGGGUGGGAGUGGACAGAAACAAAUAUCAAAUCCACAUUCCUCUACCCCCAAAGAUUGACCCUUCAGUCACAAUGAUGCAAGUGGAGGAGAAGCCAGAUGUGACAUACAGUGAUGUGGGAGGAUGUAAGGAACAGAUUGACAAGCUUAGGGAAGUGGUGGAAACCCCAUUACUACAUCCCGAACGUUUUGUUAACUUGGGCAUUGAGCCCCCAAAGGGUGUAUUGUUAUUUGGACCACCAGGAACAGGCAAAACAUUGUGUGCCCGAGCUGUGGCCAACCGCACAGAUGCCUGCUUUAUCCGAGUCAUCGGUUCAGAACUUGUGCAGAAAUAUGUCGGGGAGGGUGCCAGAAUGGUACGUGAACUGUUUGAAAUGGCCAGAAACAAAAAAGCCUGCAUUAUUUUCUUUGAUGAAAUAGAUGCUGUUGGAGGUGCUCGUUUUGAUGAUGGAGCUGGGGGUGACAAUGAAGUCCAGAGGACAAUGCUAGAGUUAAUCAACCAGCUAGAUGGUUUUGAUCCCCGUGGUAACAUUAAAGUUCUCAUGGCAACUAACAGACCAGACACCCUGGAUCCUGCACUGAUGAGACCCGGGCGUUUGGACAGGAAAAUAGAAUUUGGUCUACCAGAUCUAGAGGGAAGAUCUCACAUAUUUAAGAUCCAUGCCAGAUCUAUGAGUGUAGAAAAAGACAUCAGAUACGAACUACUGGCUAGACUGUGUCCCAACAGCACAGGAGCUGAAAUCCGCAGUGUUUGUACUGAAGCUGGUAUGUUUGCCAUUAGAGCUAGAAGGAAAAUGGCCACCGAAAAAGACUUUUUAGAAGCAGUGAACAAAGUGAUUAAGGCAUACGCUAAGUUUAGUUCCACUCCUAGAUAUAUGACAUACAACUAGACCAUGUAAAAUAAGCAAUUGUUCAUGUGACUUCAUUUAUCAGGAUCUGUUUAUAAACAGAGGGAGUCUUGUUAUGGUAACAUAAUUCUGGAUCAGCAAAUAAAUGUUUUGACAACUGA
Messenger RNA from Saccostrea echinata, 1458 nucleotides. Its product is annotated as 26S proteasome regulatory subunit 7. The transcript has 11 exons. The coding region runs from base 38 to 1339 and encodes 433 amino acids. The record is from RefSeq and is a predicted model, not a curated record. Gene Ontology annotation, cellular component: proteasome regulatory particle, base subcomplex. NCBI's taxonomy places the organism in Eukaryota, Metazoa, Mollusca, Bivalvia, Ostreida, Ostreidae. Gene Ontology annotation, biological process: proteasome-mediated ubiquitin-dependent protein catabolic process. Gene Ontology annotation, molecular function: proteasome-activating activity; ATP hydrolysis activity; ATP binding.